UCUGCGGCCCCCGGGCGGUGUUGGGGCGGGAGGCUUCACCCGAGGGAGGGGUAAUGGCGACUUGGCCCAUUUUCUCCGAGGGCCUUUGUGUAGCGGGGGAAACUGAGGCACGGGGCUCUCUGGCUUGUGCCUGAGGUGUGGACACAGCAGUCCCCAGACCUGCCCUACGGGCUCCUGUGAUAACUAUUAAAAUCAAUUAAGGAAUCUGAACUAGCCCUACGUUACAUACCCUCCCCCCUUUAUUUUUCCCCAUAGAGGGCCAUGAGUUUGUCUUGCCACAUGAAAGAUGACCUUUCGAUCAAAGAACGUCAUCUGUUCCUGUUCUCCUUACUUGGCUCACCCUGUUUUCAGCUCAUUUUCGUGCGGGGGUAACCCAGGUCCCCACCCCCUUGCGCCCCGGGAGUGACUGGAAGAGCCCUUUCCUGUCCGUGGUUAUCACUGACCCCUCCGUGGGGCGCGCCCCGAGCGAAAAGAGCACGAUGGCGGCGUCCGAGGUCGCCGGUGUGGCCAGUGCCCCCAAACCCCCGGAGUCCUCUGGUCUGUGCGCUUCCAAAUCAGAAGAAGGCCUGCUAGAUGGUCUAAGCCCCAAAGACCCUGCACAGAAGCACAAGAACUCACCUCUGUCGAGUACUGACUUUAAGACGGCUGAUUCAGAAGUAAACACAGAUCAAGAUAUUGAAAAGAAUCUGGAUAAAAUGAUGACAGAGAGAACCCUGUUGAAGGAACGUUACCAGGAGGUCCUGGACAAGCAGAGGCAAGUGGAGGAUCAGCUCCAAGUGCAACUAAAGCAACUUCAGCAAAGGAGAGAAGAAGAAAUGAAGAACCACCAGGAGAUAUUAAAAGCUAUCCAGGAUGUAACGAUAAAGCGAGAAGAAACAAAGAAGAAGAUAGAGAAAGAAAAGAAAGAGUUUUUGCAGAAGGAGCAGGAUCUGAAAGCUGAAAUUGAGAAACUUUGUGAGAAGGGCAGAAGAGAGGUGUGGGAAAUGGAACUGGAUAGACUGAAGAAUCAGGAUGGUGAAAUAAAUCAGAACAUUAUGGAAGAGACAGAACGGGCCUGGAAGGCAGAGAUCUUAUCACUAGAGAGUCGGAAAGAAUUGCUGGUGUUGAAGCUAGAAGAAGCUGAAAAAGAGGCAGAGCUGCACCUUACUUACCUCAAGUCAACUCCCCCAACACUAGACACAGUUCGUUCCAAACAGGAGUGGGAGACAAGACUGAAUGGAGUUCGGAUGAUGAAAAAGAACGUUCGGGACCAGUUUAAUAGUCACAUCCAGCUAGUGCGGAAUGGGGCCAAGCUGAGCAGCCUUCCUCAGAUCCCUACUCCCACUCUGCCUCCGCCCCCGUCUGAGACAGACUUCAUGCUUCAGGUGUUUCAGCCCAAUCCCUCUUUGGUUCCUCGGAUGCCCUUCUCCAUUGGGCAGGUCACAAUGCCCAUGGUUAUGCCCAGUGCAGAUCCCCGUUCCUUGUCUUUCCCAAUCCUGAACCCUGCCCUUUCCCAGCCCAACCAGCCUUCCCCACCCAUUCCUGGCUCCCAUGGGAGAAAUAGCCCUGGCUUGGGUUCCCUUGUUGGCUCCCAUGGUCCACACAUGCCCCCUGCCGCCUCCAUCCCGCCUCCCCCAGGCUUGGGCGGUGUUAAGGCUUCUACUGAAACUCCCCGGCCCCAACCAGUAGACAAACUAGAGAAGAUCCUGGAAAAACUGCUGGCUCGGUUCCCACAAUGCAAUAAGGCCCAGAUGACCAACAUUCUUCAGCAAAUCAAGACGGCACGUACCACCAUGGCAGGCCUGACCAUGGAGGAGCUGAUCCAGCUGGUAGCUGCACGACUGGCAGAACAUGAGCGAGUGGCAGCAAGUACUCAGCCACUCGGUCGGAUCCGGGCCUUGUUCCCUGCUCCAUUGGCCCAAAUCAAUACCCCAAUGUUCUUGCCUUCUGCACAAGUUUCAUAUCCUGGAAGGUCUUCACAUGCUCCAGCCACCUGUAAGCUGUGUCUCAUGUGCCAGAAGCUGGUCCAGCCCAGCGAGCUGCAUCCAAUGGCAUGUACCCACGUGUUACAUAAGGAGUGCAUCAAAUUCUGGGCCCAGACCAACACAAAUGACACUUGUCCCUUUUGCCCAACUCUUAAAUGAUGGACCUGAUUGGGGAGGAAGAAGAGAAGCUGAUGUGAACAGGAAGCGCGGGUUCAAGAUUUCUAAAACUCUAUAUUUAUACAGUGACAUAUACUCAUGCCAUGUACAUUUUUAUUAUAUAGGAAAUGUGUGUAUAGAAAGUCUGUAUUCAAAUGUUCGUAAUGAAAGUAUGUAUAUUAUGGAAAAAUGGUCUGUCCCCCUCAGCUUGCAAUUCCUUUAGGGGGAUGCAGAUUGUAGCUAAGAUGAUAUUUAGUUUGGCCUUGAAAUUAUGAUAUUCCUGCCUAAGGCUGUUUUCAAAUACAAUAUAAAAACCAUUAGGAAGCUG
Myotis brandtii (Brandt's bat) is the source of this 2448-nucleotide messenger RNA. RefSeq names its product ring finger protein 214 (gene RNF214). Gene Ontology annotation, molecular function: ubiquitin-protein transferase activity. The transcript has 15 exons. Lineage: Eukaryota; Metazoa; Chordata; Mammalia; Chiroptera; Vespertilionidae. The coding region runs from base 480 to 2123 and encodes 547 amino acids. The record is from RefSeq and is a predicted model, not a curated record.